Messenger RNA from Puma concolor (puma), 1512 nucleotides. Lineage: Eukaryota; Metazoa; Chordata; Mammalia; Carnivora; Felidae. The record is from RefSeq and is a predicted model, not a curated record.
AUGGGCACCCCCGUUGCCCGGGGGGCCAGGCCUCUCCCCGCCUCCGGGAAGCGCUCUCCCCCGGUCCUCGGCCUGCUGCUCCUGGUCUUCAUCAAGCAAGUUACAGGAUCCCUCCUUGAGGACACAACUCGCAAGUGGGCUCAAUACAAAGAGAAGUGUCUGAGAGACUUACUCAAGGAACCUCCUGGGAUCUUUUGUAACGGGACCUUUGAUCGAUACGUGUGCUGGCCUCAUUCUUCUCCAGGAAAUGUCUCUGUUCCCUGCCCUUCCUACUUACCUUGGUGGCAUGAAGAUCUACCCCUUGUCUGUGCUCAGGUGGAAAACCACGCCUUGCUCUCGACCUUGCAGCUGUUAUACACCGUGGGGUACUCUCUCUCCGUCGUCUCCCUCCUCUUGGCUCUCACCAUCCUCUUGUUUCUUCGAAAACUCCACUGCACACGCAACUAUAUCCACAUGAACCUGUUUGCUUCUUUCAUCCUGAGAGCCCUGGCCGUGCUGGUGAAGGAUGCCAUCUUCUACAACUCUUACUCCAGGAGGCCCAACAGCGACAACAAGUGGCUGUCCUUCGUGUCAGAGAUAUCUGUCUCCUGCCGCUCUGCCCAGUUCCUGCUGCACUACUUUGUGGGAGCCAAUUACUCGUGGCUGCUGGUCGAAGGCCUUUACCUCCACACGUUGCUGGAGCCCACAGUGCUCUCUGAGAGGCGGCUGUGGCCCAGAUACAUGCUGGUGGGUUGGGCCUUCCCGCUGCUGUUUGUGGUACCCUGGAGUAUUGCUCGUGCACAGCUGGAGAACACCGGACAUGAGUUUCCAGGACACCACUUCCUUGUGGUUCGCUCCAACUGCCUGGGCCUGUUCUUUCUCAAUCUCCUUUGCCGUCUCCGCUUCUGCCAUUCCCUUCAUUACAAGGUCAAUUUCUUCAUCUUCCUGAAAAUUGUCAAGCUUCUCAUUUCUAAGCUCAAAGCCCAUCAAAUGUGCUUCAGAGAUUAUAAAUACAGAUUGGCAAAGUCAACGCUGGUCCUCAUUCCUUUGUUGGGCGUUCACGAGAUUCUCUUCUCUUUCAUCACUGACGAUCAAGUCGAAGGAUUUUCAAAACUUAUACGACUCUUCAUUCAGUUGACUCUGAGCUCCUUCCAUGGAUUGCUCGUGGCUUUGCAGUACUGCUUUGCCAAUGGAGAGGUGAAGGCUGAGCUGCGCAAGCACUGGGUCCGCUUCCUGCUCGCCCGCCACUCCGGCUGCAGGGCCUGGGUCCUGGAGAAGAACUUCCGAUUCCUGGGGAAAUGUCCCAAGAAGCUGUCCCAGGCAGACGGCAAGGGGACGCUCCAGAAGCCGCAGCCCUCGCCGGGCGGUGGGCAGCUCCUGCACCUGGCCAUGCAGGGCCUGGGGGGGCUGGGCGCUCGGCCGCCGCGAGGACACGGGGCCUGGCCCCGGGGCAGCAGCCUGUCCGAGAGCAGCGAGGGAGACUUCACCCUGACCCACACCAUGGAGGAGAUUCUGGAAGAGAGCGAGAUCUAG